Molecule: messenger RNA, 1126 nt
Organism: Impatiens glandulifera
Lineage: Eukaryota; Viridiplantae; Streptophyta; Magnoliopsida; Ericales; Balsaminaceae
Product: 60S ribosomal protein L2, mitochondrial
Exons: 3
Coding region: 188-793 (201 amino acids)
Biological process (GO): cytoplasmic translation
Cellular component (GO): large ribosomal subunit; ribosome
Molecular function (GO): structural constituent of ribosome; RNA binding; transferase activity
Source: RefSeq, a predicted model, not a curated record
ACUUUCUUUUUCAGAUCGCGCUGCCGCCGGCAGAUUGCAGACACCACGGCUCAACCUGAGUCUUCAGGUAGACCCACGACUCUUCCUUUUUUUUUCCAUUUCCCAUCUGAAAGAUACAGUCUUUGACCUCCCCAUCUGAGAAUCCAGCUCCUGUUUGAAGAUAAUUCUGCAUCCAGUAUACAUAACAAUGGCGUUCUUGAGAGCUCGGGCGGUUUCCACAACGAUCUUCAACAAGCUGGUCUCCAGCAUCAACUCCAAUGGGUUCAGCUCGGCCUCUAGCGGUCCAUCUUCAGAGCUAUCAUCCAUUAUGUCGAACAAUCCAAUGUUCACGAUGGACAUCAGUUCGCAAAUCGGUAGUUGCAUGCCGAUAAAGAUGAUGCGAAUUGGAACCAUGAUUCACAACGUUGAAAUGAAGCCAGGGCAGGGUGGAAAGCUGGUGCGUUCUGCUGGUACAUCAGCAAAGAUCCUGAAGGAGCCUGCUUUGCACAGAUAUUGCCCGAUAAAGCUGCCUUCUGGUCGAGAGAAGCUGAUAGAUACUCGUUGCAGGGCGACAAUAGGGACUGUUGGGAAUCCGGAGCAUUGGAAGAAGAAGCUGAGAAAGGCGGGGCAAAGUAGGUGGCUUGGUCGUAGGCCUACGGUUCGUGGUGUGGCGAUGAACCCGGUUGAUCAUCCUCAUGGAGGUGGUGAAGGGAAGAGUAAGAGUAGUGGGAGAUUUGGUCAGUGUUCUCAAACCCCAUGGGGUAAGCCUACUAAGAGUGGUUACAAGACAGGACCUCUUAAGAGAAGAAAGUAAUAAACACCAAUCCUUGAUUUCAUGUAAGGAAGAAGUAACACUCUUUAUUACUAAUAAUUGUUGCAUUGCAUUGCAUUGAAUCUUACUUACCUAUGCAUAUGAUCAACAAGUAGGGUUUUGGAAGAGUGGGGCAGAGAUUGAUGAAGACAUGGAUGGAUUAUGAAAAUUUGUUUAACAAAAGAAAUCUGGUAAAUUGUCAAAUUUGAUAUCUUCUGUUUAUAGAAGAUUGCUACAUCUUUCAUUUUUCCUCUAAUUACUUGGGAAAUUAUUCAACCUUGAUAUGGAUUUGGUUAGCUUUUUGAAUGAUUUGAUUAUGAAAUUUGAAUUGCAAGA